AUGUCUCACUUUCAUUUCCUUUCUCUUAGAGCGUCUCCUCUCUACCUUUUAUCAAGGCUCUCCCUCUUUUUUCUCCCCUCUCUUACAGAUUCCCUUAGACAAGUAGAAAGAAAAAGAUUAUUGAUCAGCAAGAAUAUUUCUUUUCUUUUUCUCACUCUUAGGAUAUCUCCUCUCGAUCUUUAUCUACAAAACUCUUCCUCUUUCUUUCUUUCUUUCUUUCUUCUUCUUCUCUCUCUUAGGUUCAUCUCUGCCUUUGAUAUACAAGACUCUUCCUCUUUCUUUCUCAUUCUCUCUAAAGAGUGUUUCCUCCCCAUCUUUUAUCUAUGGGACUCUUCCUCUUUCUCCUUCUCUCUAUUAGUCUCCUCUCUAUCUUUUAUCUACAAGACUUUCCUCUUUCUCAUUUUCUCUUUCUCAGAGAGUUUCCCUUAUAUUUUUACCUUUAAGAAUCUUCCUCUUUCUCUUUGUCUACUCUCUAUCAUUUAUUUACAAGACACUUCCUCUUUCUUUCCCCUUCUCUUUCUCGUAGUGUUUCCUCUCUAUCUUUUUAUCUACGCGACUCUAUUUCUUUCUCCUACUCUUAGAGCGCUUUCUCUCUAUCUUUCAUCUACAAGGCUUUUUCUUUUCCACAUUUCUUAG
This is a messenger RNA of Acanthosepion pharaonis, 636 nucleotides long. The record is from the annotation of a GenBank genome assembly. NCBI's taxonomy places the organism in Eukaryota, Metazoa, Mollusca, Cephalopoda, Sepiida, Sepiidae.